Drosophila ficusphila is the source of this 1994-nucleotide messenger RNA. Its product is annotated as WD repeat-containing protein 43. The record is from RefSeq and is a predicted model, not a curated record. The transcript has 7 exons. Gene Ontology annotation, molecular function: protein binding. Gene Ontology annotation, cellular component: nucleolus. Lineage: Eukaryota; Metazoa; Arthropoda; Insecta; Diptera; Drosophilidae. Gene Ontology annotation, biological process: maturation of SSU-rRNA from tricistronic rRNA transcript (SSU-rRNA, 5.8S rRNA, LSU-rRNA). Bases 31 to 1908 code for a protein of 625 amino acids.
CGCGCAUCUCUAAUUCAAAACAAAAAAACCAUGUCGCUGGGCAAGAAGCACGUGUUGGGGUUUUCGCCCAAUGGUGGCCAAUUGUUUGCCUCGGUGGACGAGCAUGGCAUCCUGCGGAUAUGGGACACGGAGACGAACACGCUUAAGCAGGAGUUCACGCCCAAUCUUCAAGUAUCCGGGCCGUGCACGGCGCUCACGUGGGUUGCGGUGGCCGGUCCACGGUCAAAGAAAUCACGAAAGAGCCUUCAGGCGCAGGAUGCAGUUAACGAACAGCUUCACAUUGCUCUGGGAACGCUAAAGGGUGCAGUGGUUAUAUACUCUCUGGCGGAAGGAAAGAUUGCCCGGAGUCUUAGUGGCGACAACCAUGAUGGACCAGUCACUUCGAUUGUGUACGACAACGCCAGCCACCUGUAUACAGUGGGUGCCGAUUGUCGAGCGCUCGUUUGGUCCCUGACAGAGGAACGCUGCGUCGCCGAAUGGCAGGUGGGCCCGGAGAAACCACAAAACAUAGCCUACUUACAUAAAAGUCGCACCCUAGCCGUUGGCUCCCGCCAGCUAAAGGUAUACGAUGUGAAAACAAAGGAGUUGGUGGAGACCUUCACCGGUCACUCGGGCGAAAUAAAUGGCAUCAGCAGUAUUGCCUGCUCAGAUGGCUCCGAAUUCGUGCUCACUAUUGCCAAGAUGGAGCGCGUUAUCUGCUUUUGGAAGAUCGACAAGAAGGGCAAAAACAAAGCAUCCGCUUGCACGCUGCUUAUGGAAGAUUUGGCCUACUGUCUGACCAGCGAAGUGCGCGAGGACGGCCAGCUCCGUGUGGCCAGUGUUACUCGCAAUGGCAUUAUACACAUUUACCUCCUUAACGUAAAUUGUCUAUCUGCCGAUAAGUUCGUUAAGCCCAAGGUGUCAUUGCAAAUCGCGUCUGAUGAGGCCGAGACUGUGGAACCCUUACUCGCCGUGGCGGCUCAUUUUGUGACCGACUCAAAUCGCUCACACGAGGUCCUCUUUGGCUACGGUAGCCGCCAGCAACUGCAGUUUGAACGCUUUACUCCCAAUUAUGGCGAGAAAUUAAAUGUAAUCGUUCGUGCUGAUCCAAAGAAGCUGUACGCGAAGAAAAAGGGAAAGGAGCAGCUGGGUUUCCAGGCCGCCACCAAGGUGCAGAAACCUAUAGUGAGCCAAAAGAACGUGGAGUACAACAGUGCCCUGCCCAUUUCCCAGAAGAAGGUGCAGAACGAGGUGCCUAUGGAGGCUCGCCUGCAGCACCUAAAGAUCCACGGAACCAAACUGAGUGGCGGCAAAUUGCUGACGCAGAGCAAAACACAGCUGCUUAUGCAGGCCUUACACAGCAAGGACAAGGCGAUGAUACAAGCGGUAUUGAGCACACAGGAUACGGAGACGAUACAGCUGACAUUGGAUCGUCUUCCGCUCGAAUACGUCAGUCCUCUGGUGAACGAACUCUCCAUCCUGCUGCAAGGAAAGCACGCCAAUGUCAGCUCUGCCCUGCGAUGGCUGCACGUGCUGGCCUCAACCCAUACCAGUGUUCUCAUGUCCGAGGACAAGGAGGCGUUGCGCGAAAAACUGGCCGUUUGUCUCGGCGUGGCGGAGCAGCGGAUGCAUUGCCUUUCGGAAGCACUACAAAUAACGGGACGAGUUAACCUCAUAAUCAGUCAGAUGAAGCGAAAUGCGGACAAUCAUCUGAAUGACAGCAAUGCCUUAAUUCUGGAAGAGGACCCAGAUGAGCCCGCCGAAUCUAUGGAGGAUGCCUUGUUGACUGAAAACAAUUGGAGCGACUUGGAGGACCAGCAGGAUGGGAGCAUAAAGAGCAACUCAAACGAUGAGCUGGUGGCAGACGAUGACCUGGCGACUGACGAUGUUGAAGCGAACUCAGACUCUGAUGUAUCAAUGGAGGAGUAGAUUGCUUUCCCAUAAGUUAUGUUUUUAAUGCAAUUCCUUGGUUGUCAUACCAAAAGAAAUUAAACUACAAUUGUUUUCCAAACACA